CUUCUCUCUCUCCUUCUCUCUCUCUCUCUCGAUCGAUCGAUUUCUGCUGGUUAAUUUGGUUUGGUGCUGGCCCUAGCAUCAGCGAGAGAUAGAGAGAGAGAGGGAGGGAGGGAGACAGGCUGCUGCUAGAUAUAGCUAGGCGGCAACCUGCUGCUCAUAUGAUCCUCCUACCUGGAACCCUAGAUGAACCAUGGCUAGCUGACGAGCUCGAUCGAUCGAUCUGUCUCUCCUCCCGCCAUAUAAAGAGUGGUAGUGUCUAGCUCGAUCGAGGGAGACGAUGGUGUCCUUGCCGCGUCCUCUCUUCCAUUCCUAAUCCCUUUCCGUGUGUGUGCGACUGCGCCUUCCGGCCACCGAGAGAGAGCGAGGGAGAUAAAGGAGGAGGAGGAGAGGGGGCAGCGAAGAUGAUGAACGUACCAUCCGCUGCCGCGAGCUCCUGCGAUGAGUUCGGCUACGCGGCAGCGCCUCACCACCACCCCCACCACCACAGCGCCACCCCGCCGCCGCCGCCGGCGCUUCUCCCAAUCAUGGACCAGGACAGCGGCGGCGGUGGCGGCGGCGGCAUCCAGAGGGAGCAGCAGCACCUCGGAUACAACCUGGAGCCAAGCUCCCUAGCUCUGCUUCCCCCUUCCAACGCCGCCGCCGCCGCGCACCACGCCACCAUCGCCCACGCAUCCCCCCAUGACAUCCUCCAGUUCUACCCUACCUCGCACUACCUCGCCGGCGCCGGUGGCGGCAACCCCUACAGCCACUUCACGGCGGCGGCAGGGAGCACCUUCCAGUCGUACUACCAGCAGCCGACGCAGGCCGCGCCGGAGUACUACUUCCCCACCCUCGUCAGCUCGGCGGAGGAGAACAUGGCCAGCUUCGCCGCCACGCAGCUGGGCCUCAACCUCGGCUACCGGACCUACUUCCCGCCGCGAGGCGGCUACACCUACGGCCACCACCCGCCGCGGUGCCAGGCGGAGGGCUGCAAGGCCGACCUCUCCAGCGCCAAGCGCUACCACCGCCGCCACAAGGUGUGCGAGCACCACUCCAAGGCGCCGGUCGUCGUCACCGCCGGCGGCCUGCACCAGAGGUUCUGCCAGCAGUGCAGCAGAUUCCAUCUUCUUGAUGAGUUCGACGACGCCAAGAAGAGCUGCAGGAAGCGCCUCGCCGACCACAAUCGCCGGCGGAGGAAGUCGAAGCCGUCCGACGGCGAGCAUUCUGCUGAAAAGAGAAGGGCGCAGGCGAAUAAAUCGGCAGCUACUAAAGACAAAGCAGGAACUAGCAGCAGCAAGAACGCAGGCAUUGGAGACGGCUUCGAGGCACAGCUACUGGGGAGCGCACACAUGUCCAAGGAUCAAGAUCAAGCCAUGGAUCUUGGAGAGGUGGUGAAAGAAGCAGUAGAUCCCAAAGGCAAGGCAUCGAUGCAGCAGCAGCAGCAGCAAGCACACCAUGGGCUUCACCAGCAGAGCCACCAUGGCGGCCAGCAGCAUGGCUUCCCUUUUCCUUCGUCGUCGUCCGGCUCAUGCUUGUUCCCUCAGAGCCAAGGAGCUGUGUCGAGCACUGACAACACAUCAAAUAUAGCUCAAGUGCAGGAGCCAAGCUUAGCGUUCCAUCAGCACCACCAACACAGCAACAUCCUUCAGCUUGGACAGGCGAUGUUUGAUCUCGACUUCGAUCACUAGUAUAAUUAUUAAUUAAUAUUUAUCUCAAUCAUCUCUCCCUAUCUCUCUCUAGCUCCCUCCCUCUCUCUCUCUCCCUCGUACGUGUGUGUACGUCCGGACAUCUCUCUUUUCAUCUUGUCUUUAUUAAUCACUGUAAUUUGGAUAUAAUAAUGAUAGCUUAUGCAUUAUUGUCAUGUGUACUGGCAGUUUUCCUCGUUGGAGAAGCUGGCUAAAUGGCUGGUACAUCAAAUUUAGUCUUAGUUUGGUGUGCACCGGCUGAGGCUAUAGACAUGUGUGUUGGUUAAUUAAUUAAUUUCAUCUAGGAAGAUGCACCACAUGAAAGUUGUACGGAUAUCUACAUAACUACCUGAAUUUUUCGUGCAAA
Messenger RNA from Oryza brachyantha (malo sina), 2031 nucleotides. RefSeq names its product squamosa promoter-binding-like protein 8. The record is from RefSeq and is a predicted model, not a curated record. Gene Ontology annotation, molecular function: DNA binding. The transcript has 3 exons. Bases 402 to 1667 code for a protein of 421 amino acids. NCBI's taxonomy places the organism in Eukaryota, Viridiplantae, Streptophyta, Magnoliopsida, Poales, Poaceae. Gene Ontology annotation, cellular component: nucleus.